CCUUGCAGUCAGAGGAGCUAGCUGCCUGGAAUAGCUGUGCUGCCAUGUGAUUCCUCAUGGUUCUAUUUUAGAACAGCACUGGUCUCUACACCACCAGCACUCACACUGGAGGAGUUAACAGAUAUACCUACUAAUCAAUCUACUAUGCUCUCUGUCCGUCUCUCUUCCUUCCUUUCUCUCUCUCUCUCUCUCUCUCUCUCUCUCCGUCCUCUCUUUCAAGUAUAACUCCUGGCGGUUGGUUGUGAGUGUAUGUGACCUCUCCCCUCUGACCUUUGACCUCCGUCUGACUGUGACCCCUCAGCAUGGCCCUGGAGAAGCUGCUAGGCUUUGGGAAGCAGCUGCUGCGUGUCAAGGUUGUGGACUGUAACAGUGAAGAUUCCCGUCUGUCCCGAUGUCUCAACACCUUCGACCUGGUGGCUUUGGGGGUGGGCAGUACUCUGGGAGCUGGGGUCUACGUCCUGGCUGGGGCCGUGGCCAGAGAGAAUGCAGGUCCUGCCAUUGUCCUAUCCUUCUUCAUCGCAGCGCUGGCCUCUGUGAUGGCUGGUCUGUGUUAUGCUGAGUUUGGGGCCCGCGUCCCCAAGACGGGCUCAGCCUACCUGUACAGCUACGUCACAGUGGGAGAACUCUGGGCCUUCAUCACGGGAUGGAACCUCAUCCUUUCUUACGUUAUCGGUACCUCCAGUGUAGCACGGGCAUGGAGCGCAACGUUUGAUGAGUUGACAGGGAAACAUAUAGAGGCGUUCUGCAGACAGUACAUGACCAUGAAAGCACCUGGGAUACUGGCAGAGUACCCUGACAUGUUCGCUGUGCUCAUCAUCAUUACCCUCACAGGUCUGUUGUCGUUUGGAGUGAAGGAGUCAGCUGUUGUCAACAAGGUGUUUACGUGUAUCAACGUCCUGGUGUUGUUGUUUAUGGUGGUCUCUGGACUGGUCAAAGGAACCCUGAAGAACUGGCAUCUGGACCCUGAUGUCAUCUUACACAACAACUCCAGCCAAAACAUGACAGAGCCCUUGCUGUCGGCGGAGAGUCUAGGAGUGGGCGGGUUCAUGCCAUUUGGCUUCACCGGUGUCCUAUCAGGCGCUGCCACCUGUUUCUACGCCUUCGUGGGAUUUGACUGCAUCGCCACGACAGGUGAGGAGGUGAAGAACCCUCAGAAGGCCAUUCCCAUAGGCAUCGUGUCGUCUCUCCUCAUCUGCUUCGUGGCCUACUUCGGAGUGUCUGCUGCUCUCACCAUGAUGAUGCCCUACUACCUCCUAGACAACAACAGUCCUCUGCCCGCAGCCUUUAAAUAUGUAGGCUGGGAGGGAGCCACUUACGCUGUGGCUGUAGGGUCACUGUGUGCUCUGUCCACCAGUCUCCUGGGCUCGAUGUUCCCUCUCCCUCGUAUAAUAUUUGCCAUGUCUCGCGACGGCCUCCUCUUCUCCUUCUUGGCCCGCAUCAGUGAGAGGAAGACACCCAUCAUGUCCACCAUGGCUGCUGGAGUCAUGUCUGCUAUCAUGGCCUUUCUGUUUGACCUGAAGGACCUGGUAGAUCUGAUGUCUAUAGGUACUCUGCUGGCCUACACCCUGGUUGCAGCCUGCGUUCUGGUACUCAGGUACCAACCAGAGCAUCCCAGCUCCUUGGCCUAUCAGAUGGCCAGUACCGUGGAGGAGAUGGAGCUAAAUGAUGGUAUCUCCGCCCCCAGUAUGGGCAUCCUGCCUGGUGUGAAGGAGCACUUCAGCCUGAAGACUGUCCUGUUCCCUGACAACACUGAACCCUCAGCCCUGUCCGGCUGCACUGUCAACAUCACUGUCAGCCUCAUGGGCCUUCUGAUCCUGGUGUUCAGUAUACUAGCAGUACAGGGUGGAUUUGCAGUGUGGAACAUCGUAGCUCUAACCGUCAUCUUCAUGGUGUGUGUUCUCCUCACCUUUAUAAUCUGGAGACAACCAGAGAGCAAGACCAAGCUGUCCUUUAAGGUGCCCCUGUUGCCGUUCAUCCCAGUGGUCAGCAUGUUUGUCAACGUCUACCUAAUGAUGCAACUGGACAGAGGCACGUGGAUACGCUUCGCUGUCUGGAUGGCUAUAGGGUUUGUGAUCUACUUUGGCUACGGGAUCCACCACAGUGCUGAGGCGGCUCUGGACCGCUCCUGUCCUGGGUCUGAUGUAGAGCUGAACGGCUACAUAGCCAGCCACUCACACAACAUGGAGCCCAUGUCUCCUGAGAAAGAGGCGUUUCUACAUAAUGGUCUGGAGGCCCGGGGAGAGGAGGACCGAGACCUGUAGAGUGCUAGGACCCAGCUGACAACUGCCACAGCCUGCCCUGACCACCCUACAUACCACACCUUAUCACGCCCCUUUGGAACUUUUGUCUGUCUGGAACCUUUAUCAAACAGGAUAGAACCCUCUUGGAAUGAACCGUCUCAUUUUGGGAUGUACCAUGCCGUUUUUUAACAGAGUCCUGGAUUUAGACUUUAGUCUAACAUCUCACUGUGGCGUAUGCACAUGUAGCUUCUCGCAGGUGUUUCUGGGUAGGGGAAAUACAAUUCUAAUGCAGAAAAUAAAGGAGUAGAGAAAAAGAAGGAAGAGAGGAUAGACUGCUGUUUGCUCCUGAGGGCGUAUUGUGAGCUCACAGGGGGUUUCCUACUACAGACAGGAGAACCAUAUCAACCCAGGGAAACCUAGAGAAACUGAGCAGACAUCUUGGAUCUUGUCCUCCUUCAUUUUAGGGAGAGUGUGGGUUGAUGUGGUGGGAGUGGGGUAGUGUAGUGUUGCUGUUGAGGACUGGGUUUGAUUGGACCCACUGGUUGAAUCAACGUUGUUUCCAACGUUUUGUUACUAAUAUACUCUACCUUUAGAUCUGCUAAAACCAUGGAUGAGCUAUAUAUGUGUGUUUCCUCUGAAACAGUGUAUUUUCUAGUCUCAACUGUUACCAUCUCCCCUAGCAGGAUAUAGGCUACCUUGUAAACUUCCGUUAUCUCCCCUGUGAUGUAGUGGUUGUGGCUCACCACUAGAGAUCGCUGUGUAUCACACAACGUCAGUAGACCUUUCAAAUCAAAUGAAAUAAAAUUGUAUUCAUCACCUGCGCCGAAUACAUAAGGCGUAGACUUUACCGUGAAAUUAUUACUUACAAGCCCUUAACCAACAAUGCAGUUCAAGAAAGAGUUCAGGAAAUAUUUACAAAAUAUACUUAACGUGAAAAAAUUAAAUAUCAAAAAGUAAGACAAGAAAAUAACAAAACAUUAAUGAGGCUAUAUACAGGUGAUACCGAGUCAAUUUGGGUG
Messenger RNA from Oncorhynchus mykiss (rainbow trout), 3259 nucleotides. It is a transcript of the gene slc7a1a, whose product is annotated as solute carrier family 7 member 1a. Gene Ontology annotation, molecular function: L-arginine transmembrane transporter activity; L-lysine transmembrane transporter activity; L-ornithine transmembrane transporter activity. Gene Ontology annotation, biological process: L-arginine import across plasma membrane; L-ornithine transmembrane transport. The record is from RefSeq and is a predicted model, not a curated record. Gene Ontology annotation, cellular component: plasma membrane. NCBI's taxonomy places the organism in Eukaryota, Metazoa, Chordata, Actinopteri, Salmoniformes, Salmonidae.